GUGAUAUUAUAAGUAAAAUCAACAUCGUGGGUACCCGAUUGUGCUAAUUGAAACGAUUCAUCCGUUAAAAUUGUUUCCGAGCCAAUCGCACAGUUUAUCAACAAGUGUAUAACAAAAAUUAAGAAUUUUUAACGACCGUUUCUCGAUAAAAAUAUCAAGUCAGUGUAAGAGACCACCUUUACGUGAAUCCAAAUAGUGUGCCUCGUUCGUAAAAUCUCAUGGUUCUGAAAACUCAGAAUCGUGUCAACAACCACAGUGAAGGAAUUUAUCAGAUAUGUGCCAUUGGAUGUGAACCUCUUAAUUCAUUUCUGGAAAAUCGCGUGUGCUACCGUGAAUGCAUAACACUUCGUCUCGUGGAAAAACCUGAAAAACAGGAAUUUAUCUAAGUCAGGCUCUGAUAUUUUUCAGAGGUUUGAAAAAAAAUCUGAUUUUUAAGCACACCUCCGGGCGUGCACAAAUCUCUACAAUAACAUUUUGAAAUGAUGCCUCUGUUAGUGUGAUCACGUGCGGCGAUGGAGUCGCGUGUACGACACGUGUCACCAAUCAUAGCUACGGGCCGGACACGUGUGGCGGAAGUGUGUAAGGCCACUUAACAAAGUGUUAAGUGUUAAUCUCGUGUUUAUUCACGAUUGCCAGCCCUUUGGAUGCCCUUUCGCGACUGCACCAUGAAUUCUGAGAAAGUAAAUAUGUUUUGAGCUACCGAAGGAUCUUGCACUUGUUUUAAAACGUGAUGAAAUUAUAAAUUUUUAGCUCGCGUAUUCGCAUUUUGAAGUAUAAUUUCUCAUCCAUGCAAAUGAAGUGUCCGAGAUAAAUCUCCAAAUUUACUUCAAAACCCCUCGAUGUAAAUAAAAGAGAAGUACGAGGCAGAAAAAACAUUCGUACGAAGACCAGAAAAACAAUUGCUUGUGACGAACAUCUGACAUAUAGAUUACACAGAUUUGACCCGUAUCAAUUUUCCCGGUCAGCCAAAUUAAAUUUGCGGAGUCACAAUUAUUUCUCGCUCAGCCAUUUUUGGCCUUGAAAAUGUAAAGAAUACAGGAGCAUAUUCGAAGUUGACACCACCCGACAAGAAUGUCGGAUGAAACCGAUUUGAUUGAGACAAGGUGACAAAAAUCCUCUUACAGACCUCUUCGAUCAGAUCUAAGCUGAGCAUCUCAUCCAAGUUAGAUUCAAUUUUAGGAUCGAUUCGAGGAAUAAAAUUGGUGAGUCCUCGAUUGCGAACUUGGAGAAGUAACUUGCGGUUUACUCCUUCGGUGAUUUUCUCUUCUUGGGAGUGAUCCCUUUCGUCGAAUGGUAGCAGGACUAGCGGAGAUGUACUCCUCCAACUGCGUGGACACGAUGGACGGGGACACACGACACCUUUUAUACGAGUCGCACAGCUUCAUCGGGAGCGGUAGCAGCUGCAGCAGCAUGGACUUGCUCCUCUACGACGAGGAUUCGAACCAGUCGGACUGCUCGACUACCUACUCUUGCGCCAGCGACCAGGACUUUGCAGCAGGGGCGGGUCGGAUGCGGCGUCGCCGGGGGAAGUGUCCCCAGCAGCAGAUGCAGCAGCGGCAGGCGGCGAACCUGCGGGAGCGGCGGCGGAUGCAGAGCAUAAACGACGCCUUCGAGGGGCUCCGCGCCCACAUCCCGACGCUCCCGUACGAGAAGCGCCUCUCCAAGGUGGACACCCUCAAGCUGGCCAUCGGCUACAUCAACUUCCUCACCGAGCUCGUCCGCUCCGACCGGGGCGCCGCCUCCGCCGAGGGCGUCCGCCUCCAGCCCGGCUCCAAGCUCCACCGACAGCCCACCAAGGAGGAGCCGAAGAAAAUUAUCAUCAGAGGUGCGUAUGGAUCCCCUUACGCAGCCCACUCUCUCUCAUGGUCGAGCAACAAGGAGAAUGGCUGCAAUGGUGUCAUGUUUGCCAAGGUUUGGACUCCCGAGAUACCUCCGCCAAACACCAAGAGCCCCGACUCAAACUCUAACUCCUUCUCGUGAAAGCACAAGGGAUGUGACUUUGAAUCGGUGGAUUAAGACCGACGUCACAGGCAGAACGUAGUCUAUUCCGAUGGUCGAAAAAGGAAGUGAUCGAUAUGCAUCAUGUUUGUCCGGAGCAUAACCCUAGUCUGCCUGAGCCUCUGAACCAACGAGAAAGCCUGAGCGGGGUC
Molecule: messenger RNA, 2150 nt
Organism: Bemisia tabaci
Lineage: Eukaryota; Metazoa; Arthropoda; Insecta; Hemiptera; Aleyrodidae
Gene: Fer1
Product: 48 related 1
Biological process (GO): developmental process; regulation of transcription by RNA polymerase II
Molecular function (GO): DNA-binding transcription factor activity, RNA polymerase II-specific; RNA polymerase II transcription regulatory region sequence-specific DNA binding; protein dimerization activity
Source: RefSeq, a predicted model, not a curated record